Molecule: messenger RNA, 8502 nt
Organism: Doryrhamphus excisus (bluestripe pipefish)
Lineage: Eukaryota; Metazoa; Chordata; Actinopteri; Syngnathiformes; Syngnathidae
Gene: kif1b
Product: kinesin family member 1B
Biological process (GO): microtubule-based movement
Molecular function (GO): ATP binding; microtubule binding; microtubule motor activity
Source: RefSeq, a predicted model, not a curated record
AAUCUGUGUAAAUCAAGGCAGUUUAUCAAUUCCCCUCUCUACUUCGCUGCGGAAUAGACAGACGUCCCCUCUUGUAACUAUUACGGGAAAACAAGGCUAAAAGGCCUUGGUCGCGGUUCCCCGGUGGAGGAUAACGCUACGAUGGGCUUUUUUCACGCAAGUGGACUUUACGACAGUUUCCCUGCUUGCGCAUUCUGAUAGAAAAACAACACAUUUGACGCCCGCUAGCUAAACGUUACCAGUCGCCGCUGUCCGAUGGUGUUGGCGCUGUUGGAUUGAGCGUCUUCCAAGGGGAGACAACACAAUUCACCGGGAGAUUAUCCUAAAACUGCAAACAUGUCUGGGGCUUCGGUAAAAGUCGCUGUCCGAGUACGACCCUUCAACUCCAGGGAGACAAGCAAGGAUUCAAAAUGUAUCAUUCAGAUGCAAGGCAACACUACCACUAUUCUCAACCCCAAAGCCCCCAAAGAACCAGCAAAGACCUUCAGUUUUGAUUACUCCUACUGGUCCCACACAACUCCAGAAGACCCCUGCUUUGCCGCACAGAACCAAGUGUACAAUGACAUUGGCAAGGAAAUGCUGCAGCACGCCUUUGAGGGCUACAACGUGUGCAUCUUUGCGUAUGGCCAGACUGGAGCUGGGAAAUCCUACACCAUGAUGGGCAAACAGGAGGAGGGGCAGGAAGGAAUCAUUCCCAUGCUUUGCGAAGAUCUCUUUGAGAAAAUCAAUGAAGACAACAACAAAGAGGAGCUCUCCUACUCUGUUGAGGUUAGUUACAUGGAGAUCUACUGCGAGCGGGUGCGGGAUCUGCUCAAUCCCAAAAACAAAGGGAAUCUGCGGGUGAGAGAGCAUCCUCUUUUGGGCCCCUACGUAGAGGACCUCUCUAAACUGGCCGUGACCUCGUACACUGACAUCGCUGACCUCAUGGAUGCUGGCAAUAAGGCCAGAACCGUGGCAGCAACCAACAUGAACGAGACCAGCAGCAGGUCCCAUGCAGUUUUUACCAUUGUCUUCACUCAGAGGAAACAUGACAGCGAGACAGACCUUUCUACUGAAAAGGUCAGUAAAAUUAGUCUAGUUGACUUGGCGGGGAGUGAACGAGCGGAUUCCACUGGUGCUAAAGGUACCAGGCUAAAGGAGGGUGCAAACAUCAACAAAUCCCUAACCACGUUAGGAAAGGUCAUCUCAGCCCUGGCUGAAGUGGAUAACUGUUCCAGCAAGAGCAAGAAGAAGAAGAAGACUGACUUCAUCCCAUAUCGAGACUCUGUUUUGACAUGGCUGCUGAGGGAGAACCUUGGUGGAAACUCCAGAACGGCAAUGGUAGCUGCACUCAGUCCAGCUGAUAUCAAUUAUGAUGAAACCCUUAGCACCCUCCGCUAUGCUGAUCGAGCAAAGAACAUCAAAUGCAAUGCUGUCAUCAAUGAAGAUCCCAACAAUAAACUGGUGCGCGACCUUAAGGAUGAAGUUGCUCGACUGAAGGAGCUGCUGCGUGCACAAGGACUGGGAGACAUCCUGGAUAUUGAUCCUCUGGGGGAUGAUUGCCCAGGAAGUGGAAUCAAAUGUGACAGUUCUCAAAGUAUUAGAAUGCCACUGCUCAGUUGUCAAACUGAGGUUCAGAACUACAGACCAAAAGACCUCAAAGACAUUCACAACAAUAAGAAUAGAUACUUGAUAGCCUCAGAGAACCAACGCCCUGGCCAUUUCUCCACAGCGCCUAUCGGUUCCCUGACAGUGUCACCCUCGUCUGGCUCACUGUGCAGCCAGGGGGCCCUGCAGUCGGCCACCAGCAUACAGGAGCGCAUCAUGUCUACUCCUGGUGGGGAGGAAGCCAUUGAAAGACUCAAGGAAUCUGAAAAGAUCAUUGCUGAGCUCAAUGAAACCUGGGAAGAGAAGCUGCGAAAGACUGAGGCAAUCCGCAUGGAGAGGGAGGCCUUACUAGCAGAGAUGGGUGUGGCCAUACGUGAAGAUGGAGGCACUUUGGGUGUCUUCUCUCCCAAAAAGCUCAGCCAGGAAAGCCUGUUUGAUGAACAGUUUGAUUGUUUUCCCACCAAGCCUUUCACUGAGAAGACUUGUGAUCUCUAUACAGACUUUAACGGGGUCUUCUCCCCCAAGAAGACUCCUCACCUGGUUAACCUAAAUGAGGAUCCUCUCAUGUCAGAGUGUCUGCUGUACUACAUCAAAGAUGGAAUUACAAGGGUGGGACAAGCUGAUGCUGAAAGGCGGCAGGAUAUCGUUUUAAGUGGUGCCCACAUCAGGGAGGAGCACUGCAUUUUCCGCAGUGAAAGAAAUGCCAACGGGGAUGUUAUCGUCAUGCUGGUGCCCUGUGAGAGAUCAGAGACUUACGUCAACGGCAAGCGUGUUGAGGAUGCAAUCCAACUGCGUUCAGGGAACCGUAUUAUUAUGGGAAAGAACCACGUGUUUCGCUUCAACCACCCUGAGCAAGCCAGGGCGGAAAGGGAGAAAACGCCAACGGCCGAAACCCCCGUGGAGCCAGUGGACUGGACCUUUGCUCAGAGAGAGCUUUUGGAGAAGCAGGGCAUCGACAUGAAGCAGGAAAUGGAGAAAAGGCUCACUGAGAUGGAAAUCCUCUACAAAAAGGAGAAGGAAGAAGCGGACCAACUUCUGGAGCAGCAGAGACUGGUUUAUGAGAGUAAACUGCAAGAACUUCAGAAACAGGUCGAGACUCGUUCCCUGGUUGCUGAAACACCUGAUGAGGAAGAGCUGGAGGAGGAGGAGGAAGAGGAAGUGCCGUGGACUCAGCACGAGUUUGAGCUGGCUCAGUGGGCCUUCAGGAAGUGGAGGUUCCACCAGUUCACGUCGCUCCGUGACCAGCUGUGGGGGAAUGCCGUCUAUCUGAAGGAAGCCAAUGCCAUCAGUGUGGAAUUAAAGAAGAAAGUCCAGUUCCAGUUUGUCUUGUUGACAGACACACUGUACUCUCCACUGCCCCCUGAGUUGCUCCCACCAGAACCUGAGAAGGACCGGGACUCCAGGCCUUUCCCUCGCACGGUUGUGGCUGUUGAGGUUCAGGACCUGAAGAAUGGAGCCACACACUACUGGUCCCUCGAUAAACUCAAGCAGCGCCUGGACCAGAUGAGGGAGAUGUAUGACCGUGCAGGGGAAAUGGCUUCCACACACCAGGAGGAGUGUGGUGAAGGCGCUUUGACUGGAAACGACCCCUUCUAUGACCGCUUCCAUUGGUUUAAGCUUGUGGGAAGCUCGCCCAUCUUCAAUGGGUGCGUCAAUGAGCAUCUCGCUGACCGCACGCCCUCGCCCACCUUCUCCACCACCGACUCGGAGAUCACAGAGCUGGCGGACGAGCGCCAGAGUGAGAUGUCCGACUUGAUCGACGACGAGGCAUUUGUGGAUGACACCAGCUCAGACGCCGGCACGGAGGAGGGCUCGGACAUCUUCAGCGAUGGACAGGAUCCGUUCUAUGACCGCUCCCCCUGGUUCAUCCUGGUGGGAAGAGCUUUCGUCUACCUGAGCAACCUGCUCUACCCUGUACCGCUGGUACACCGUGUUGCCAUAGUAACUGAAAAAGGCGAUGUGCGAGGCUUCCUACGUGUGGGGGUUCAGGCUAUAGCUGCUGACGAGGAGGCCCCAGACUACGGGUCCGGAGUAAGACAGUCUGGUACUGCCAAGAUCUCCUUUGAUGAUGAAUACUUCAAAAAAAAGGAUUCCCCAUCCACAGUUAUGACCCACUCUGGCUUAUCCCUGGAAGAGCUGCGCAUUGUGGAGGGUCAGGGUCAGAGUUCAGAGGUCAUCACCCCCUCAGAAGAGCUCAACAGAAUCAACGACAUGGACCUCAAGCUAGGAAACAUUCCAGAGACUAAAACGUCUUGUGACGGCCUCGCCGGCCAGUUGGAGAUAGGCAGCACCUUUACCUUUCGUGUGACUGUACUCCAGACCACCGCAAUCCCGCCAGAGUAUGCUGACAUCUUCUGCCAAUUCAAUUUCCUGCAUCGUCACGAUGAAGCUUUUUCCACCGAGCCUUUGAAAAACACUGGCAAAGGCACGCCUCUGGGAUUUUAUCAUGUCCAAAAUAUUUCCGUCCAGGUGACAGAGUCUUUCGUUGAGUACAUCAAGACCAAGCCCAUCGUGUUCGAGGUCUUCGGCCACUACCAACAGCAUCCACUGCAUCAGCAUGGCCAAGACCUCAUCAGUCCUCCAACACCUUCUAGGAAAUACUAUCCAAUUCCAAUGCCACUGUCUAAACCCGACCAUACUCGAAAGAUAGAGUUGGUCCGCUACCUGAUGAGCGGCUAUGUGAACGGCAAAGUGCUGGACACGCUGUCGGAGCACGCCAAUGCCCUUGCCUCGUCCGCUGUGGCCAGCCUCGAAGAUGAGGCUGACCAGCUCUCACACUUCCCCUUCCUCCCGGUGCCCGAUGACCCUGUGUUCAUUGUGCCCAGGCACCAUGUUCCAGCCACCAAGUUGAACACCAUCACCAAGUCCAACUUGGGCCAGUGUGUCAGCAAAUAUGAUCUACUUGUCUGGUUUGAGAUCAGCGAGCUGGAACCCACGGGAGAGUACAUUCCAGCCAUAGUGGACCACAGUGGUGGCCUGCCUUGCCAUGGCACUUACCUGCUGCACCAGGGGAUCCAGCGGAGGAUCACAGUGACUCUCAUUCAUGAGAAGGGUAGCGAGCUGCACUGGAAGGAUGUCCGCGAGUUGGUUGUGGGUCGAAUAAGGAACAAGGCGGAAGUGGAUGACAGCGCUGCUGAUGCCGUCCUGUCCCUCAACAUCAUCUCCGCAAAAAACAUCAAAUCAUCCCACAAUUCCAACAGGCUUUGUAUUGAUAAGGAUAUUGAUAGGACCUUCUACCGCUUUGAGGCAGUGUGGGAUAGCUCCCUGCACAACUCCCUCCUGCUAAACCGAGUCACUCCAUAUGGAGAGAAGAUCUACAUGACGCUGUCGGCAUAUCUGGAGCUCGAUCAUUGCAUCCAGCCUGCCAUUAUCACCAAAGACGUCUGCAUGGUCUUCUACUCCCGGGACGCCAAGAUCUCCCCUCCCCGUUCCCUCAGGAACCUAUUUGGGAGUGGAUACUCCAAAACGCCAGACUGCAACCGAGUGACCGGAAUCUAUGAGUUGAGUUUGUGCAAGAUGUCUGACUCUGGAAGUCCAGGCAUGCAGCGCAGGAGGAGGAAGGUUUUGGACACAUCGGUGGCGUAUGUGCGUGGUGAGGAGAACUUGGCAGGUUGGAGGCCGAGAGGAGACAGCCUCAUCCUGGAGCACCAGUGGGAGCUAGAGAAAAUGGAGCAGCUUCAGGAGGUGGAGAAGACACGCCACCUCCUGCUGCUGAGAGACAAGCUGGGAGAAACCACUCCUUUGGGAACUGCGCCCACCACGAAGUCGCUGAGCGAGUUACUGUCUCCAUGCCUGAGCUCAGGCUCAUUGUCCACCUCCACCUCCAUCUCCUCACAGAUCUCCAGCACCACCUUUGAAAGCGCCAUCACGCCCAGUGAGAGCAGCGGCUACGACUCUGCUGAUAUCGAGAGCCUAGUCGAUCGUGAGAAGGAGCUGGCCACUAAAUGCCUCCGCCUCCUGACUCACACCUUCAACAGUGAGUACAACCAGCUGGUGACCAGCAUCAGCGACUGCAAGCUCUCCGACAUCUCCCCAAUUGGACGCGACCUGUCAGUCACCAGCUUCAGCAGUGCCACCCUCACGCCUUCCUCAACCUGCCCGUCUCUGUCAGACUCCCGCUGUGGCUCUGUGGAACAGAAGACACCAGAGAACUGCUCCCGUGCGUCCAGCCCCUCCUGCUCGGAUUAUGAAAACUUCCCAAUGGUUCCUACGCUGGAGACGUCCUACCUCGCACGUGCUGGGAAGAAUGAAUUUCUCAACUUGGUGCCUGAUAUUGAAGAAAUGAGGCCAGGAGCCGUCGUGUCCAAGAAGGGUUUCCUGAGCUUCAUGGAGCCACGGUCCAACUCAUGGGUCAAACACUUUGUGGUCGUGCGGCGGCCUUACGUCUUCAUCUACAACAGUGAUAAGGACCCAGUGGAGCGAGGUGUCCUCAACCUUUCCACAGCGCAGGUGGAAUACAGCGAAGACCAGCAGGCCAUGAUCAAGACACCAAACACGUUUGCUGUGUGCACCAAGCACAGAGGAAUUCUCCUGCAGGCCAACAACGAGAAGGACAUGAACGACUGGCUGUAUGCAUUCAACCCCCUGCUGGCGGGAACGAUAAGGUCCAAGUUGGCAAGGAGACGUAGCGGCCUCAUCAAGAACUGAAGGGGGGACACCACAAGCUCCAGUCUUUCUAAAACAAAUGAAAAAAGAAAAUCCCUUUGAGCAUAGCAAGCGUUCUAACACCUGUCAAUCAUUGUGAAUCUCUUUUCAGUAGAUUUGCAGUUUAAGUCUCCUUUCUUGCAACUAAAUCUUUGUCAAAAGAAACAUGCCGCCUAUUUCUAUCCUCUGUUUCCUUCUCAGCUUUUGGUCCUUUUCUUUCUUCACAACAACAUUUUGUUGGCUUUGCUGUCGCCCCCCAUCCCCCCAGUCCCUUAACUAGUAGCAUGUGGUUCUAGUCUACUUGUGUGCACGAUUCGGGCAGAAAAUGUUUGUCAGGCCAUGAACUUUCCGUUUGUCAAUCACAUGAUUAUGUUCAUCAGUGUUUUUGUCUUAUGUUUUUAUUGCAUUUGUUUAUUGUUAGAAUAAUAGCCACAUAUUAACAGCAGCACCCCAUAGUUUGCUUACUAAAAACACAAAAUGUCCAAUGAAGUCAUGAAGGGAACAUAUGAUACGUAUAAUCUCUCAAAGGGACUUUGGCAAAGCAACAAAUCUUGGAGAACCAAAGUGUUUUUUGGAAUUUGCUUUCUAACGUAGAUGCGAGGCCUCAGCGCCUCUACUAUCUCCAUAAUGAUGCUUAAACAUUGGAAACAUUCAUACUAAUCAGCGUGAAGGCCACCAUGAGCUUCCUUAGCUCUGGUGUUCAUAAGAAUCGUAACCAUCUCUGUCUUUCUGUGAGUGAUAACUAACAAUCAUGCAUGGAUGAAAAAAAUGUUGAAGAAUAUUAUUUCAGGAAGGAUGAUGAUGAGGAGGAUCUAGCGACUAUACGUGUCACACAACUAACUGGUCUGAGAUCAGCUAGAGCCUUUGGCUCUCAGCAUGCUUUUUGCAUUUUUUUUCUUGGUGCAUUUUCAAAUGAAGCAGAAUGGGGAAGGGUGCACCCAGUCCGUCACCGUGUCAGUAAAACCACAGGUUAUAUUCAUUCCUCUAGGUUGCUGUUGUUUCUUUCUUUUAACAGGGAUGUUUUAUACAACAUGUUUAACACGAGCAUUUCUUUUAACUUUAUUUUGCACAUGUAAACACAAUAUAGCCAGACAAGGCCGUUAGUGUAUUUUUUUAAUUAAUAGCACAUAUCAAAGCUACACCGGAUGGCUGUACUCAAACUGGUUGUUGUAUUUGAAUAUUUGAAAGAAGAGAUAUUAAGGGAGAAAAUACACACAAUUUCUUUAUCCAUGCUAUCGCUUCGGUUGUUAAGGGUGCAGACUCUGGCCAGCCAACCAGUAGGAAGACAUUUGCAUGGAAUUGAAGGUCACGGGUGCAAAGAUGUGUUACAAGCACUAUUGGGUUUCCUCUAAAGUCGUCAGGAUGUUUUUGUCCACAGGUCAGCCAGCCUGUUGGACAUUAGAUCUGAUCACUAAUGAGAAACCUUUUUGCAUUCUCUAUAUUUCUUGCUAGAGCAGAUAUUUUUUCACCUGAGUGGCUAAUUUGCAGAGUUUUCUGAUUUUAGAUUGUGUAUUUAUUGUUUGCAAUGUAUAUAUUAGUUUGCAGAUCUUUGCACAUAUGAAUAAAAAGGUUCAACUAACUGAUUUGGAUUUUGGUCUGCGCGGUUAGUUGCUCUUUAACCAAAAGGUGGCAUGGCAGUCGAAUGUACCGUAAAGAUGUGUGUAUGUCCAGCCAAAAGGGAAAAAAAGAAGAAACAUGCAGUCUAUUGUUCCUCGUUUGGGACCCUGACUAGCAUUGGUGCUUCCUUUUUCAUGAGAAAGGUAUUGGAGCAAAAGUCUGCCUGGGAUUGCAAGUCUAUUUACUCUCUCCUCAUGCUAACCAGCCACAAGGUCUUUAUUUGUCUUAUAUCAGGGAAUAUUAUAAAGGGUAGCUAGUGAUAUCUAGGAUGACCAAUAUGUCAUUGUUUGUGCUUCAUCACCUGGACACAUCUCCAUUGAUGCCUUUUCAACAGAACAAGCUUCCCCUCUUGACAAUUACUUUGGAGUCGCCAAAGGUUUUUUUUCCCCCCAAAAGACGGCAACCAUUAACACUGUACAUGUUUUUUGUUUUCAUACUUAUUUUGUAAAUAUCUGUGUUGUAUGGAGCUUGAAUUAAAAUAAAUGUAAAUAUGUUUACUGUAUUUGUAAUAAUUAUAAUCCAUUCGCUGUAUAGCGUAUAGAUGUGUCAUGCAGAUAUCCUAAUAAUAAUCUGUGUACGUUAAUCCUGCACCAUUGAUCUGUUUAGUGAAUGAGGAAACAAUAAAAGCGCAAUUAGCAGAACUUGUGAUGCCUC